This is a messenger RNA of Caretta caretta (loggerhead turtle), 8684 nucleotides long. RefSeq names its product zinc finger protein 410 (gene ZNF410). NCBI's taxonomy places the organism in Eukaryota, Metazoa, Chordata, Testudines, Cheloniidae. The record is from RefSeq and is a predicted model, not a curated record. Gene Ontology annotation, molecular function: transcription coregulator activity. Gene Ontology annotation, biological process: regulation of transcription by RNA polymerase II. Gene Ontology annotation, cellular component: nucleus.
GGCCAGAUAUCUGUGAGGUUAUGGCAUUUUGCACAAAAUGUAACCACUUUAUACCCAAUAUUUGGUGCUGACAGAGCAUAUAGAAUGCAUCUAACUGCUCCAAGUCAACUUGUAAGAGGGUCCAGGUUUCUGACCCAUGUAGCAAUACAGGUGGAAUACAGGUUUGUUUGAACCUAAAGUUUGUCUCAGUGCAGACAUUUUUGCUCCCAUAAGCAAAACAUGGACUUUGUGCAGGAAAUGUCAAGACCAAUUCAUCGGAGGACAUCCCGUUUACUGCAACCAUUUGUACUCUGCUUGCAACCUAGUUAGGUGCUUGACUGCAUGUGCACCAGGGGUUCUAAUGGUCCAGCUCCAAAGUUGUGGACCUUAGUCUUCUGCAUGAGAUGUUCAACCCCAUAGUGUGUGGGAAGCAUCUUGGAAACCUUGAAAGACAGGGUUGAAAUUCUCUUGCUUCACCACAAGCAGGGCAACACCAUCGUCAUAGUCUUGGUCAGUGAACACUUUGAUCAAACUUGAUUCUGACGUUUGGUGUGGCAAGUCCGAAUGUCCAGUGAAAAGCUUGACAGAACAGUGCCGGGGCGUUGUGAAAAUUGUGCACCAGAUUUAUCUGAACAUCUGGGAUGCCAACUCUUUUCAGUGUGAGCCAAAGUGCUGACCUGUCAGCCAAAUAAAAAGCUACUUUGAUGUUGCUAUAUGUCACAAGAAGUGGGCCAAAAGAAGUCUGGCUCAGUGCAGCUUAGCCAGAAGCUGCAGGGUAAAGACAGCAUCCACUGUCAAGUGCCCAGCAGUGAAACCUGAUUGCUGUGGAUAAUGUUGCCUUUUAAGAAGAGGCUGCAUCCUACCAAGCAGAAUGUUAGCAAAGAUCUUUCCAGAGACUGAUAGCAAUGAGAUCAGCCUGUAAUUGCAACACUCAGUGCAAGAUCCUUUACCUUUGUACAGGGACACUAUGAUGCCAUUUUUCCAUUCUGUUGGUAGCCUGCCUGAUGCACACACUUUUAAGAACUGAUGUGGGGUCAGUGCUCACUUGUUCCAGCUUGGGUGGAAUGCCAUCAAGUCUAGAAGAGGGAGAAAGGGGAUUACAAAGUCAUAGGGUGCAGGGAGGUGAGUGGGUAAAGAACCUGUCAUCACACUCAUAUUGGAGGGACAGGAACUACAAUAGAACUCAUAAAGGGGAAUGGAAUCUGUCUUCUGCAUGAGGAACCUUACCUCUGACAUUUUCUAACUUUUAGGUGCUAGACUUUGCAGACUUACCAUUAUUUUAACAUAGGUUUUUGUAUGAUUUACAUAUUUAUAUUAACCAAUCACACUCAGUUUUGCGUGUAUCAAGUACUACUAGCUCACUGAUCCCAGAAACAGAACUCAAAAUGUAUCUCCUAACCAUCUUCUUAAUCCACACAAUCAUCAGUGGCCUGCCAGGAGGGGAGAGGGAACUCUCAGUACUCGGCUGUUUAUCCUGAAAUGUAGGUUGUGGAGGAGAUGUGGCUGAGUCUCUUAUUUUGUCUGGAUUGUAGGGGGAACCACCAGAGGGACAGAUCUUCCUGUAGAAGAAAGAUGUCAGAUAUGGAACUUCCAAUAUGAAUAAUUAAUGUCUCAUUGGGUAUUGGAGGUAUUCCAUGUAUUCACAGGAAAGACUUGGAGCCCCAUAAACUGCUCAGCAAGGCACCAGCUCUUCCUGCUGCUCACAAUUCAGAUUCUCCUACCAGAUGAGUCCUCAGUUCCCUAGCCAGUGAAGUGGGAGGAGGGUGGACAACUCUGGAGCAGGAUAAGAGUGGAUUCUCUCUCUGCUUUUACCAGAAGGGAAACUGCUCCCAUGCACUCCCGCUUACUUUAAUAUCUGCUCAACAACUCUAGGUUGCUAAGUUGAUAUCAAGCCACAGGUCUUUGUAAGAUUACUAAUUAAUUGACCAAAAUGUCAAUCUUGGUAUAAUAGUAUCUUGAUGUAAUAGUAUCAAAGCAGAAUGCUUUAUGAACUUGUUGGCUUAGCUCCUUUAGCCUGCUGGGCUGAUGUGAAGGCAAAGGUGUGUAUGAGGUUACUGAGUGGGAUGCUGGUUACAACUGUGUUGGCAUAAUGUCAAAGGAUAGGCUGUGGUGUAGCCACUUAGCAACUCUAGUUUACUAAGAUGAUGUUAAGACUCAGGCUAUUUAACUGAACACCUCCAGCUUGCUGGUCUGAUGUAAAGGGGCAGGUCUCUGGGAAGUAAGGUCACUGGCUCAAAAGCUACUGCUUGAUGGGCUGAUAUCAAGGCUAGGAUAUCUGUGAUAUCACUGGGUCAGCAUCUCUAGCUUCCUCCAUGUCUCUUGAGGCACAUUCCUUGGUAAGAUAACUGUCCCAAUCCCUCUAGCUGUCUAGUAUAUCAAGGCAGAGGACCCUCUAAAGUUACUGAUUCAGCAUCUGUAACUUGCUGGUCUGAUGUUAAAGCACAGCGUUCUGAGAGCUCUCAGUUCUUGACAUCAACCAGGAGGGUCACUGCCUCACCUCCACUGAUUGACUGGGCUGAUUUUGGGGCAGAGGCUUCUAAGAGGGUUACUGAUUUAGCAACUACAGAUUGGUGGAAUGAUGACAGGUGAAAAGCUCUGUGAGGCUCUAGCUCAGUAUAUUCAGCUCACUUGCUUGAUGUUAGUGGACAUGCCUUUGUGAGGUUACUGAUUCAUUUCCUAUAACUCACUGGUCUGGUGUCAAGAUAGAUUGUUUUUGCUGAGCCAGUGAAUUCACACUUCUAGCAUGUUGGUCUGAUGUCAAGGCACAGGUCUCUGCAAGAUCACUAACUCAGUAUGUGAAGCUUGCUGAUAAGGCUCAGCCUCUUUGAGAUUAAGUAUCAAAGGGGUAGCCAUGUUAGUCUGGAUCUGUAAAAGUGGCAAAGAGUCCUGUAGCACCUUAUAGACUAACAGACGUAUUGGAGCAUAAGCUUUCGUGGGUGAAUACCCACUUUGUUGGAUGCAUGUAGUCAAAAUUUCCAGAGGCAGGUAUAAAUAUGCAAGCAAGAAUCAGGCUAGGGAUAAUGAGGUUAGUUCAAUCAGGGAGGAUGAGGCCCUCUUCUAGCAGUUGAGGUGUGAACAUCAAGGGAGGAGAAACUGCUUUUGUAGUUGGCUAGCCAUUCACAGUCUUUGUUUAAUCCUGAGCUGAUGGUGUCAAAUUUGCAAAAGAACUGAAGCUCAGCAGUUUCUCUUUGAAGUCUGGUCCUGAAGUUUUUUUGCUGCAGGAUGGCUACCUUUAAAUCUGCUAUUGUGUGUCCAGGGAGGUUGAAGUGUUCUCCUACAGGUUUUUGUAUAUUACCAUUCCUAAUAUCUGAUUUGUGUCCAUUUAUCCUUUUACAUAGGGACUGUCCAGUUUGGCUGAUGUACAUAGCAGAGGGGCAUUGCUGGCACAUGAUGGCGUAUAUUACAUUGGUGGACGUGCAGGUGAAUAACCGGUGAUGGUGUGGCUGAUCUGGUUAGGUCCUGUGAUGGUGUCGCUGGUGUAGAUAUGUGGGCAGAGUUGGCAUCGAAGUUUGUUGCAUGGAUUGGUUCCUGAGUUAGAGUUACUAUGGUGUGGCGUGUAGUUGCUGGUGAGAAUAUGCUUCAGGUUGGCGGGUUGUCUCUGGGCGAGGACUGGCCUGCCUCCCAAGGCCUGUGAAAGUGAGGGAUCGUUUUCCAGAAUGGGUUGUAGAUCACUGAUGAUGCGUUGGAGAGGUUUUAGCUGAGGACUGCAUGUGAUGGCCAAUCUUUGAGACUGUUCGUUCUGCAGCUUUAGCAUACUGAGCUAGUGUCAAGGCUGCAAGGGUCAUUGUUUCAUAAACUCUGUAUUACUGGCCUAAUGGCAAUAUGCAAAUUUCAAUGAGCUUUCAUAUUCAGUAGCUGGGCAAAAGCUAAGUUACGAGCCUUUGCAAGGUUAUCUGCUUAUCCACUCUAGCUUUGUAGGGCUGUAUGAAGAUGUGCAUUUGUGAGUUCACUGGCUCAAUAACCCUAACUUGGUGAGCUGCUGUGAAACCACAGAUCUCUGAGAUUGCUCACUGUGAGUACUGGCUCAGCACUAUUGGUUAAGGCCGAUCAAAAUAGGAAUGGGAGCACAACAAUUUGUGGUUUCAUGUGUAUUAAUAUAUGGUGAAAUGACAUUCCAACGUAAAAGAUGAUGUACUGUAUGAUGAGAGGAAAAAUGGUCCAGUGGUUAGUGUACCAGCCUGGGCUUCAGGAGACGAAGUUUCAAUUCUCUACCCUGUUGCAGUCUUCCUGUGACACCUUGGGCAGUUUCUCAUCUAUAAAACAGAGAUAAUCAUACUUCCCUACCUCCCAGCGAUGUGGUGAGGAUUAAUGUAUUAAGGGCUGUGGUGCAUAUCAAGUAGGGUAGGAAAGGAAUCAGUACCUGCUAAACACAAAAAUGUAUCCUACUGGAAAGGAGGGAUAGUGGGAAGCAGCAGGCUUUCUUUGUCAAAUAGAGGGGGAGUCCUCAACAGGGACAGAUCUUCCUUUAGUAGAAAGGAGGCAUACAGGAGACUUCCAGCUUGGACAGUUCUCCCAUCAGGCACUGGUGCUAGUGGUAUUACUAUUCAUUAUUUGUAUUACCUUAGUGCCUAGGAGCCCAAGUCAUAAACCAGGCCUUUGUGCUACGCGCUGUACAAACACAGAAAAAGACAGCCCCUGCGCCGAGGAUCUUGCAAUCUAAGUAUAAGAGAUAGCACAUGGAUACAAACAGAAUGGGGAGUACAAAGAAACAAUGAGAUAAUACUGGUGACAGACAGCAGUCACUGGUACUAACCAGACUGCUUGGAGCAGUAUAAACUUAUGAAAAAGGCACCAGCACUGUUUUGGAUGGCCUGAAGGGGAGCAAGUUGAGUAACAGGGAGAAGAUUGCAAGCAUAGAAGACAGACUGGGUGUGGGGUGGCAGAAGAGAAGAGACUAGGUUUUGGGUCCUUCAGUGUUUCUAGCACAUGAGUUUAUCAUGAGUCUUGUGAUAUUGGGUGACUUUCUUAAAGCCUCUGCUUCUGGAGUCACGUGAUUAUAUGAGAAUCUAAGCUUUAAUUUAAACAAAACAAACCACCCAACCCCAUAGCGUCUGGCCCUGCUGGUUACAGAGAAAAACUGGAAGAUGGGAGCUCUAAAGAAAAUUUAAAUAAAAGAACCCCUGUUGUAUUAUUUGUUAACAGUUCAUGAUUUGGGGGGCUGGGACUCAUGACUGUUGUACACUGGAGCUGGUUGGGACACUGCCUGACAGGCUGGUGAAAGAGCGCUGGGCCAGGAUUGGCAGCAGAGCUCCUGCAGAGCAGGCUGGGUCCAGGCAGCCCAUUUACCAGGCCAUGCGGAGCAGGAGGGAUCUGGGCUGGGCUGCCUGAACCAGGCUAAGAAGGUGGCUGCAGAACCCGGCUGGCCCCAGGUAGGGUUGCCAGGUGUCCGGUUUUCAACCAGAAUGCCCAGUUGAAAAGGGUCUCCGGCAGGGCCGUUAAAAGUCUGGACGGUGGUGCAGCGGGGCUAAGGCAGACUCCCUGCCUGCCCUGGCUUUGCGUGGCUCCCAGAAGUGGCCAGCAUAUCUGAGUCCUAGGCGCAGAGGUGGCCACAGGGGCGCCACAUGCUGCCCCCAAACUGAGUGCCGGCUCUGCAGCUUCCCGGCCAAUGGGAGCUGUGGGGGCGGGACCUAUGGCAGUGAGAAGAGCCCCCCCCCCCCUCUAACUCCAAUGCCAGCCACUUCCAGGAGCUGCCUGAGGUAAGUGCUGCCUGGAGCCCAAACCCCCUGCCCCAUCCCUGAGCCCUCUCCCAGAGUCCACACCCCCUCCCAUACUCCAGCCCAGAGCCCCUGCCUGCACCCCCAGCAAGUCCUCACCCCCUUUUGCACCCCGAUCCCCUGCUCCCCCCUCCCCGCCUGGUGAAAAUGAAUGAGCCACAGAGGGAGGGGGGAAUGGAAUGAGCGGGAGCAGGGCCUGGGUGUUCCGAUUUCUGCAAUCAGAAAAUUGUCCACCCUAGAGUAGAGGGGCAGGGAGCCUGCAGCGGCGGGAGCAGGGUUAAGAGCCCCAGAGACACUGGCAUGCUUGGUGCGGGUUCCGGGUCACGGGGGCGAUGCGAUUCCCCCUGUAGGAGUAGAGAGGCUGACGCAGCGCCAGAGCUACAGCGCUCUAGGGCCUCAUCCGCAGACGAGGCUCCUUUUCCCCUGCCCGGCUGGAAACCGGAACCGGAUGUGGUGUCCCGGCCCGGGCGGUGCCUGUAACCGCUCGAGCCGCCUGCGUCAUGGAGUUGAGGCCUUCGCCAGCCUGGAAAAUCGCCCAGACCAUAGAGCUGCUGAACGCCUUGGCAUUUCCGGCUUGAGCUUACGUCACAUCCGUGCGGUUCUGAGAUGCCGGUUAAAUUGAAUAUCUGCCUAGCACAGCUUCUUGCAGGAAGACUGCACUGCUUAAAGGCUAGGAGACUAUGAGAAUAAUCAGAGGGGACUGUUCACUCUGAAUUCUAAACUUGUGCCUUGCCCAGAACAGCUGCAGGAAUCGGAAACUUGAAUCAAUGUUAUCGGAUGAGUUAGAAUCCAAACCAGAGCUGCUGGUUCAAUUUGUUCAGAACACAUCUAUUCCACUGGGGCGGGGGCUGGUGGAAUCAGAACCUAAAGGCAUCACCUGUCUCUCCCUCCUUCCUGUGACUGAGACCUCAGAAUGCAACAGACUGAUGUUGCCAGAUGAUUCUCCAAGUCACACUAACUCCUCCAAAGAUGUUCCUUCAUCUGCUGUCUUGAGAAGCCUUCAGGUAAAUGUAGGCCCUGACGGCGAGGAGACAAGGGCACAAACAGUACAGAAACCACCUGAGCUCCUGUCAAGUCCAGAGCCUUCCGGUUUAUUGCAAGACCUCCAGCCCAGUGACAGCACUUCCUUUAUUCUUCUCAAUCUAACAAGAGCAGGCCUGGGCUGUCCAGCAGAGCACCUGGUGUUUGUUCAGGAUGAAGCAGAGGAUUCUGGGAAUGACUUUCUCUCCCAUGACAGCACCGACAGUAGUACCCCAUGGUUUCUACGAGUGCAGGAAUUGGCCCAUGACAGUUUGAUUGCUGCCACUCGAGCACAGCUCGCAAAGAAUGCCAAAGCAAGCAAUAAUGGUGAAAGUGUUCAUCUUUGCUCAGGAGAUGGGCAGCCGAAAGAUUCCAGCCCCAUCCCUCACCUGUCCCGCGUAGAGAAGAAGCUGAAGUGCACAGUUGAGGGCUGUGAUCGGACAUUUGUGUGGCCAGCCCACUUCAAAUAUCAUUUAAAAACUCACAGGAAUGAUCGUUCUUUCACCUGCCCAGCAGAAGGUUGUGGGAAAAGCUUCUAUGUCCUGCAAAGGCUGAAGGUACACAUGCGAACUCACAAUGGUGAGAAACCAUUUGUCUGCACUGAGGUGGGCUGUGGGAAGCAGUUCACAACAGCUGGGAAUCUGAAGAACCACCUGCGGAUUCAUACUGGAGAAAAGCCCUUCCUGUGUGAGGCACAAGGAUGUGGUCGUUCAUUUGCUGAAUACUCCAGCCUUCGGAAACACCUGGUUGUCCACUCAGGAGUGAAGCCCCAUCAGUGCCAUAUCUGUGGGAAGACAUUUUCCCAGAGUGGUAGCCGGAAUGUGCAUAUGAGAAAGCACCACUCCAGAAUUGGAGCUGCUGGAAGCAGAGAGCGAGAGCAACCGGAGUCGCUGGUGGGCAGCAGUUUGCUGGAAGAAGCAGCUGUGCAUAGUAAGAAUCUGAUCUCCAUGAACUCUCAGCCUCGUCUUGGCGUGGAGUCUCUGCACCUGCCAGAUACUGAGUCUAUUAUUGGAGUAGAGGAGGAGGUUCUUGCUGAAGCGACACCAGGAGCCCUUCAGUCAGCACCUGAUGUCGUUUUGCCACAAUCUCAUCACCUGGUCACCAUGUCAACAGGGAGACACUCCUAUGGGGUGUCUGCUUUACUACAGUAAAUGUACAGUUACAAAAGGAAGAAGAAACCAAUGAUCUAGUAAGAGAAGACACAGGAUGUAAAGUUAAAGAACAGACUUCUGUGUGCAGAUCUCUUAAAGGAGAGAUGCAGGACCUGAAUCCAGAGUACAUGCUGUGCAGGCAGUUUACUUUUCAUGACUUGCUGCAACAAAAACUAAACUGCAGCCCAGAAUGGGAUAUGAGAUGUAGAACAUGAGAGUUCCUGGUUGCUGAAGCAUAUUCCUGAAGCUAAAUUCAGGAGCCACUAAUCAUGUUGGACUGACAGGUGGGACUUUCUAAACCUGCCAUCGGGAGGGAUGCAGCACUUCCACCACUGCAACAUCAAACCACUUUCACCUGAAGCUGAAGUUUGUUCACAAGCUCCAGCACUUACAAGGCAUUAUUAGUAUUGCUUAAGCAACUAAUAGGGGCUUUUCUUAGAGGAGAAUAUUUAGGGUGUUGUGGAUUCUAAAUCAGAGCAUUGCAGUCCCAUUCUUCCUUCUGAGUUUUGAAGGUUUAUUUCCAGGCUGACCCUAACUAGAAUCUGAGGCUCUUCCUUGAGGGGCAGGAGCUUCUCCACCACUCUUCCUUGCUUUAUGAAAAUAUGUUCCCUAGAGUUCCACCUUGCCCCAGAGUCUGAGGCCAGACACAAGUUAGAGGAUUACCUCAGAGCCAGCUCUGCUUCUUGCUUUGCCCCAUAUUUCUUCAUUUCUAAAAUGCUUAUUAGUAUGUUUAGUUUUUUUUAUUUAAAAAUCAGAGGUAGAAGAUUAAGUGUUUUACUGUAUUGUAAAUAAACAGCCUGUUUCGCUCUUUGGCUUCUGA